AUGGGGUUAGAACUUAAAAGAGGACAUUUGCAAACAAUGGCAAAUAUCACAUUGUCCAUUUUCAUCAUCGUCCCCAUGACCGGUUUGUCACUUGCAACCGAUACUUUGGGCGUGAACAAUUCCAUCAGUUAUGGAGAAACAUUGGUUUCUUCAAACCUAAUCUUUGAGCUAGGAUUCUUUACUCCUCGCAAUUCGAGUACGAGCUACUUGGGUAUAUGGUACAAGUUUAGUCCUAACAUGGUUGUGUGGGUUGCUAAUAGAAACAAUCCGCUAGCGGACCGCGACGGUGUUCUCACAUUCAGUGAUGUGGGUAAUUUAGUUGUUCUCAAUCAAUUGAAUGGUGUGGUUUGGUCUUCGAAGUUGUCCAGGGUCCUUCGGAAUCCAAUCGCGCAGCUCCUGGAUACAGGAAAUUUUGUCCUUUGGGAUAACUCCGUUUCAAGUCCUGAUGAAGCCUAUUUGUGGCAAAGCUUCGAUUACCCAUCUGACACGCUUUUAGCAGGCAUGAAGCUGACUUUGAACCUGAAAACGGGUUUUGAGCGGCGUCUCAUUGCAUGGAAAAGCAUGGACGACCCUUCUCCUGGAGACUAUGUCCAUGAGUUAAACUACAGUCAGGGUCUCCCUCAGUAUGAAGUGGAGCAAGUGCAUGUGCACAGCAAAAAAUAUCGAACGGGGCAAUGGAACGGAGUCCGAUUUGUUGGCUGUUCCCUUGCACCAAAUCCAUUUAUAGUGCCUGUGUUUGUGUACACUGAAACUGAGAUCUCCUUCAUGUUUGAGGUUCAGGAUAGGCAGCUUUUCUCGAUAGUGAAAUUGAACUAUUUGGGAGUGGUGCAACUUUUAGUGGUGAAUAGAUCAAGAAGUGCCACGUGGAAUGCCUUUUUUGAGUUCCCUAGUGAUCCUUGCGAUUUUUAUGGCAGGUGCGGUGCUAAUGCCAUCUGCAAUGAUAGUUUGUGUGAAUGUGUGAAAGGGUUCAUGCCUAACUCGCUUGACGAAUGGACGGUCCUUAAUUUUUCCAGCGGAUGCAAGAGGACAAUACCCCUGAAUUGUUCAAAAGGAGAAGGGUUUUGGGAAAUUGAAAAUGUUAAACUGCCUGACCAGUUGGAGGUAACGCUGUACAGGAGUAUGAGCCUCGAUGAAUGCAAGGACAAGUGCUUGAAGAACUGUUCGUGCACGGCUUAUGCUAUUUCGGAUAUAAGAGGACGAGGCAUUGGCUGCCUCAUGUGGUUCGGGGACUUGAUUGACAUGAGAGUGCUCGAAGAAGGGAACCACGUGCAAACUCUCUAUACGUACGCCAAUCAGCAUCUAAACUCGUCGGAACUGCAUUAUGGGGUGUUAAGCACAAGAAAAGGAGAAUCAGGACUGGAGGGAAAUCUUCAGACAGGACAGUUAGUAGCAGUAAAGAGGCUAUCAAAGAGUUCAGGGCAAGGUCUUGAAGAGUUCAAGAAUGAAGUACUCUUGAUCGCGCGACUUCAACACCGGAAUCUUGUUGGACUUCUAGGCUGUUGCAUUGAGGGAGAGGAGAGAAUCUUGCUUUACGAGUACAUGGACAACAAGAGCUUGAAUUACUUCAUAUUUGGUUAG
Molecule: messenger RNA, 1578 nt
Organism: Eucalyptus grandis
Lineage: Eukaryota; Viridiplantae; Streptophyta; Magnoliopsida; Myrtales; Myrtaceae
Product: G-type lectin S-receptor-like serine/threonine-protein kinase At4g27290
Exons: 3
Coding region: 1-1578 (525 amino acids)
Biological process (GO): protein phosphorylation; recognition of pollen
Molecular function (GO): protein kinase activity; ATP binding
Source: RefSeq, a predicted model, not a curated record